Molecule: messenger RNA, 1644 nt
Organism: Cavia porcellus (domestic guinea pig)
Lineage: Eukaryota; Metazoa; Chordata; Mammalia; Rodentia; Caviidae
Gene: Arhgap8
Product: Rho GTPase activating protein 8
Exons: 12
Coding region: 152-1432 (426 amino acids)
Biological process (GO): small GTPase-mediated signal transduction; negative regulation of endocytic recycling
Cellular component (GO): cytoplasm
Molecular function (GO): GTPase activator activity
Source: RefSeq, a predicted model, not a curated record
GGUCCAGGUGGGCGGGGCGGGGCCAUUGAGUGCGGGCUGAGCCCGGCGAGCAGGGGUCUCCCGACCAGGUGCUGCGCUGCGGCUGGAGCCGCGGAGACCCCAGGAGGAAGCAGCCGCGCUGGGAGCACCGAGAAGGCCCCUGGCGGCCACCAUGGCUGACAAGGACCCCAUGCUGAGCACCAGUCACUCCUUCUAUGACGUGGCCAGGCAUGGCAUCCUGCAGGUGGCAGGGGAGGACUGCUACGGGAGACGCGUGGUCACCUUCAGCUGCUGCCGGAUGCCACCCUCUCACGAGCUCAAUCACCAGCGCCUGCUGGAGUACCUGAAGUUCACGCUGGACCAGCACGUGGAACACGAUUACAGCAUCGUCUACUUCCACUACGGCCUCAACAGCCGCAACAAGCCCUCCCUGAGCUGGCUGCAGAGCGCGUACAAGGAGUUCGACCGGAAGUACAAGAAGAACCUGAAGGCGCUGUACGUGGUGCACCCCACCAGCUUCAUCAAGGUCCUGUGGAACCUCUUCCGGCCCCUCAUCAGCCACAAGUUCGGGAAGAAGGUCACCUACUUCAGCUACCUCAGCGAGCUCCGCGAGCACCUGCAGUGCGACCAGCUGCCUGUCCCCCAGGAGGUGCUGCGGUAUGACGAGAAGCUCCGAGGCCUGCACCAUGGCCGGCGGCCCCCUCCUGCCAAGACGCCACCACCGCGGCCACCGCUGCCCACACAGCAGUUCGGCGUCAGUCUGCAAUACCUCAAAGAGAAAAAUCAAGGUGAGCUCAUCCCCCCGGUGCUGAGGCUCACUGUGACCUACCUGCGAGAGAAAGGCCUGCACACCGAAGGCCUGUUCCGGAGGUCGGCCAGCGCCCAGACUGUGCGCCUGGUGCAGCGGCUCCUGGAUCAAGGGAAGCCCGUGAACUUCGACGACUACGGGGACAUCCACGUCCCGGCCGUGAUCCUGAAGACCUUCCUGCGGGAGCUGCCCCAGCCGCUGCUCACCUUCGAGGCCUACGAGCGGGUCAUGGGCAUCACCAACGUGGAGAGCAGCCUGCGUGUCACCCACUGCCGCCAGAUCCUGCGGAGCCUCCCGGAGCACAACUACGCUGUCCUCCGCUACCUCGUGGCCUUCCUGCACACGGUGUCCCAGGAGAGCAUGAUCAACAAGAUGAACAGCUCCAACCUGGCCUGCGUCUUCGGGCUGAACCUGAUCUGGCCCUCGCAGGGCACCUCCUCGCUCAGCGCCCUGCUGCCCCUGAACCUGUUCACCGAGCUGCUGAUCGAGUACUACGAGACCAUCUUCAGUGCCCAAGAGGCCCUGGGGGACCGAGGCCCGGGCUCAGGGGACGCAGGCGGACAGGGCAGCCACCUGGUCCGAGGAUGCGGGGGCACGGAACCACCACAGCCCUCACCAGGCUUGUCCGGCCUCCGCGUCCCCUGACGGCAGCCAGGAGUCACCUGUCAUGUGCAGAGGUCCUGGCGAAGUCCAUGCAACUGUGUUCUCAGUGGGUUUUACAGACUCGCUCUCUGUGAAAACAGCCAGUGUUACCUGAACUCAGAACCUUCUAACGGACAUUUCCUCCUCCUGACUCUAACGCUCUUCUCCGUGGUUCCUGGGCUGUGGCUAGAAUAAAAGAAGGUAUCUGUGAAAAA